AUGAUCGUCAGUAUGAAUCCCGGAGCUGCCGAGGUCAAGGAUCAGACAGCCGAGAAUCGCCGUUCCCCGAACAAAGCGGCGGCUUCGUCGGUGCUGGCAGAUCUCGGAGUGCUUGCUUACCACGUGCCACCGACAGGCAACUAUCCACCAAAGGCUGUGCCAUGGGAGCCUCAGAGCGGCAUCCAGGACACGAAGCUGAAGCAGAUCCGGGAUGCAAGAGGCUACAACUAUGCAGACAUCAUCACUUGCUCGGAGGAAUGCCUUCCUGACUACCACAACAAGCUGAAAGCAUUCUUCGAGGAGCACAUCCACUCCGACGAGGAGGUUCGGUACAUCCUGAAGGGCAGUGGGUACUUCGACGUGCGUGACACCGAGGAUCAAUGGAUCCGGAUUCAGCUCAACGCGGGAGACUUGAUCGUUCUCCCCGAGGGCAUUUACCACAGGUUUACCAUGGACACGAAGAACUUCACCCAGGCAAUGCGCCUCUUCAAAGGAGUGCCCGUGUGGACUCCGAUCAACCGCCCGGCCGAUGCCCACCUGUCCCGAGAGCGCUACCUGGCCCGUUUCGGGCAUUUCGCCGAGGAGCAGAGGCUAAGAGCCAACAUCGCGGCCUGCUUGAGAAGCUUCUUCCAGCUGGGCUGGUGUGUUGGCUCUUCGGGGGCUAUGGCCGCGCGUGUGGGCAGCGGGUCCCACGCCCCGGUGCUUUCAACACCCAGCGGGGUGCCCAAGGAGCUCCUGGCGGAGGAGGACAUCUUCCUCCUCGCCGGCCCUGGGGGCGCAGGCGAGCAGCUCAAGGAGCCCAGCAAAGCCCUGAAGGUCUCCGACAGCGCGCAGGUCUUCAUGGCCGUCUUCGAGAAAAGGACCGACGUGAGGGCCGUUUGCCACAUCCACUCGGUUUCCUCCGUCCUGGUGGCGGCCAGCACGGACCAGGUCUUGGAGGUGCGAGAGCUGGAGAUGAUCAAAGGCUUCGGGAUCCCUGGCGAUGGGGUCUUGCAAGUGCCUGUGAUAGACAACAAGGCACGGGAGCCGGAGCUGGUGCCGGACCUCCUCAAGGCUCUGGAGCGCGUGCCCAACGCCCCGGCGGUCUUGGUUCGAGGUCACGGCGCCUACGUCUUCGGCAGCACCGCAGAGAAGGCCAAGAUCGCCACCGAGUGCUUGGGCUUCAUCCUGGAUGUCGUGGAGAAGCAGAGGGCCUCAGGGCGCCUGGCUCUGCAGGCGCCGUUGAAGCGUCAACGAACAGGGCCAUCCGUCGUUCUGCUCGAUGUGGAGGGAACCACUACGCCGAUCUCUUUUGUGAAGGAUAAGCUCUUCCCCUUCGCCGCUGCCUCGGUGGAGGGUUGGGCACCCGCUGCCGGACCGGACCUCUCUGAGGUGGUAGCGCAGUUCGAGGCACAGUGUCAGGAGGAUGGUGUGCCCUUUGACACGCUGGCGCCCAUUAAGGAGGUCCGGCGGCUGACGAAGGAGUGGAUCGCAAAGGAUCGCAAGGUGCCUGCCUUGAAGGACCUGCAAGGACGCCUUUGGCGAUCCGGCUACGAACGGGGAGCGCUGCAGGGCGAGAUGUUUGAGGACACGCCCAAAGCAAUGGCUGCCUGGGUGGCGGCCGGGCAGCGCGUGGCGAUCUUCUCUUCGGGCAGCCGAGAGGCGCAGAGGCUGAUCUUUCAGUACUCGGACAAAGGGGAUCUGACUCCCCACAUUGCGGCGUACUUCGAUCCGAAAGCUGCACAGGCUUCGAAACAGGAGGCCAAGGCCUACGUGGAAAUUGCCCUGUCGCUGGGCAUCGCGUGCAGCCAAG
Messenger RNA from Symbiodinium sp. CCMP2456, 1792 nucleotides. The record is from the annotation of a GenBank genome assembly. NCBI's taxonomy places the organism in Eukaryota, Dinophyceae, Suessiales, Symbiodiniaceae.